GGCAUGGUCCUGGGCGUCCUGCUCCUGGUCUUCUGCUCCUGGAUGACGCACCAGUCCUGCAUGUUCCUGGUGAAGUCGGCCAGCCUGAGCAAGCGGAGGACCUACGCCGGCCUGGCCUUCCAUGCCUACGGAAAAGCUGGGAAGAUGCUGGUGGAGACCAGCAUGAUUGGGCUAAUGCUGGGGACCUGCAUCACCUUCUACGUGGUGAUCGGUGACCUGGGGUCCGGCUUCUUCGCGCGGCUCUUUGGAUGUCAGGUGACGGGCACGUUCCGUGUGUUCCUUCUCUUCGCCGUGUCCCUGUGCAUCGUGCUCCCUCUUAGCCUGCAGAGGAACAUGGUGUCCUCCAUCCAGUCCUUCAGCGCCAUGGCCCUCAUCUUCUACACCGUCUUCAUGUUUGUGAUUGUGCUGUCCUCCUUCAAGCACGGCCUCUUCGGCGGGCAGUGGCUGCAGCGGGUGAGCUACGUCCGCUGGGAGGGCGUCUUCCGCUGCAUCCCCAUCUUCGGCAUGUCCUUUGCCUGCCAGUCCCAGGUCCUGCCCACCUAUGACAGCCUGGACGAGCCAUCAGUAAAGACCAUGAGUUCCAUAUUUGCUUCCUCCCUCAACGUGGUUACCACCUUCUACAUCAUGGUGGGGUUUUUUGGUUACGUCAGCUUCACAGAGGCCACGGCGGGCAACGUGCUGAUCCAUUUCCCCUCCAACCUGGUGACAGAGAUGAUCCGCGUGGGCUUCGUGAUGUCGGUGGCCGUGGGCUUCCCCAUGAUGAUCCUGCCCUGCAGACAGGCCCUAAACACGCUACUUUUUGAGCAGCAGCAGAAGGACGGCACCUUCGCUGCAGGUGGCUACAUGCCCCCUCUUCGGUUUAAGGCGCUCACACUCUCAGUGGUGUUCGGAACCAUGGUCGGUGGCAUCAUGAUCCCCAACGUGGAGACCAUCCUGGGGCUCACAGGGGCCACGAUGGGCAGCCUCAUCUGCUUCAUCUGCCCAGCGCUGAUCUACAGGAAGGCCCAUAAGAACGCCAUCUCUGCCCAGGUGGUGCUCUGGGUCGGCCUGGGUGUUCUGGUGGUCAGCACGUUCACCACCCUGUCUGUGAGUGAGGAGCCGCCUGUGGACGUGGCCAAGGAGGCGCUGGACAGUGGCGGGCAGGGAGAGGCCCAGGGCGCCAUGAAGGGGGAGGCGGCCCGCCUCUCAGUCCAGGACCCCAUCGUGGACAUGGCUGGGGAUGGCCGGGAGAAGCCCAAGCUGCCCGUGGAGAAAGAGGACCUGGAGCAGGCCCAGAUUAAGGGUCCUGUAGAUGUGCGUGCAGGGGAGGACACCAAGGAGAAGCAGGAGGCCGCACAGGUGGAUCGCCCGGGCCAAGGUAUUGCUGCUCCCAUGGGCGAGGCCCACCGGCACGAGCCUCCCGUUCCUCAUGACCAGGUGGUGGUAGAUGAAGGUCAAGAUGGAGAAGGGCCAGAAGAGAAUAAGCUACCUUCUAGACACCCUGGCAGGGAGGCCCCCAGGGGCAAGGGGCAGAGGGCACUGCCUCCGCCUGAGUCACAGAGAGAAGAGCAGCAGCCGGAGACGGGAGAGGCUGGCAAGAGGCCCGAGCAAGCCCAGGCCCUGGCCAAAGCAGGUGACCUUCCUAGAGAUGCCCAACAGAUUCCAGAAGCAGAUGGUCAGCGCAGGAAGGACAUCCCCAGACCAGGAGACAGGGACGCGCAGCCCGGGCCACGGGCCGCGGCGGCAGGUGAAGAGGAGCCUGCGCACGACGCCCCAGGGGACACGGGGAAGCCCACAGAGAAGGGCCCGGAGACCCAGCUGGGUGGGAAGGCCAUUGUCCUCCCGGCUCAGCGGCCCGAGCAGGGAGGGCAGAAGCACAUGCAGCAGCCAGGCGGAGAGCAGGCCGGCGGCAGCAAGCUCGAAGAGGCUGGCCGAGUGGAGAUGCUAGACCAUGCCGUCCUGCUGCAGGUGAUCAAAGAGCAGCAGGUGCAGCAGAAGCGCCUCCUGGACCAGCAGGAGAAGCUGCUGGCUGUGAUCGAGGAGCAACACAAGGAGAUCCGCCAGCAGAGGCAGGACGAGGAAGAGGACAAGUCCAAGCCGGCAGACAUGCAGCCCGAGCCUGGGGUAGCUGUGCCCAAAGGACAGAAGGAGGUCCAGGAGGGGCCUGCGGGGGACAUGGUGGAGGACGCCUCUCCGCAGCCUGUGCAGUCUAUGCUUGGAGGUCCUGGGGGUCACCCCACGCCACCCCAAGAAUUGGGCCAGGAUUCCAUGGUGGAGGCCAAGGAGCGGCCUGGUGGUGGCUCUGAUUCGGACCCCCAGGCAGCCCAGCCUCAGCCCAAGUGGAGGGACCAGAAGGACGCCGUGCCCAAGGUGGUGGACACUGUGAAGGACUUGGAGCCAGGGCCCAGGCCGGACCCUCCUAGGGCACCUGGGAUCCUGGAGAAGCGCCUGGCUGAGGAAGUCCCCAAGUUGGGCCAGCACGGCGUUGGUGGAGGUUCCCAAGAAAGGAAGCGUCCUGAAAAGGAAGUGGCCGCCGCUGGAGCUGACCGGCCAGGAGCAGGAACUGGUGGGCAGGCUGGGGAUCCUCCAGUGAAGCGGAGGCAGUCGAGCCGAGACCUGGGGCCUGUGGUGGGCCCGUCUCAUGCACCAGCAGGAAUGGCCCCUGAGUCCCAGGCUGUGUUGGGUCAGCAGGAACCCCAGGCCGUCUCCAGUAAGGACCAGGAUAGUCCCCCAGAGGCGAGAAAAGAGGCUCCCGGAGGGGACCGCGCACCUGCUCCUCACCAGCAGCAGAGAGCAAGGGAGGAUGCCGCCCUCCGAGAGCCCGUUCAGAGGCCAGACCCAGACCCCGAGCCUGGGCCUAGACUAGCUGUCCCUGGGGGUCAGAAGCCAGACAAUGCCAAACCCAACAGAGACCUGAAAGCGCAAGCCGGUGCCGACCUCCGGAGACGGCGGCGGGACAUUGCCUCUGGCCCCCGGGGGGAGCCGGCCCCCAGGGAUGGGGUCAUCAUCAGCUUUAACCCCCUGCCUGACGUCCAGGUGAAUGACCUCCGCGGAGCCCUGGAUGCCCAGCUCCGCCAGGCCGCGGGGGCCGCGCUGCAGGUGGUCCACAGCAGGCAGAUGAAGCAGCUGCCGGGGGCCCUGGAGGAGGCCUGAGCACAGCCAUGCCGCUGUGGCUGGGCAGCUGGCCGCCGUCCUACCGGUGGGGGACUCGUGAAGCCCCCACCACACAAUGUCCUGGUUGUGGCUCGGCAGCACUUUCUCCGGCACUCUGCGGCCGGGGCUCCCGCGGGCCCCGCAGCCAGCUGGCCAGCACCGACACGCAGAUUGCCCGCCCAAGGUCCGCUCGCAGACCAGCCGCACUUCUGUGUCUUCAGACUCACUGACCUCUGCCCCACUGGCCGAAGGGUUAAUCCAACUCAUGCUCUCUGCGGGAAGCUGUGUUCCAGCCCGCCUCCCGUUCCUCAGACUCAUCUCCACGUCCUCCGUGCUGCUGCAGGAGACCUCCGUAAGCACCGCCCCCAUCCCCGCUUCUAGGGGUGCUGCUCGAGGCCCAGGGGGUGGCCUGAUGCCUUGGGUGGACACAGGGUGUGUCUCCCCCUGGGGUCCAUUCUUUGAAAUUGAUUAUAAAAUUAAAAAAAAAAAAAAG
Dipodomys ordii (Ord's kangaroo rat) is the source of this 3625-nucleotide messenger RNA. RefSeq names its product solute carrier family 38, member 10 (gene Slc38a10). Gene Ontology annotation, molecular function: amino acid transmembrane transporter activity. Gene Ontology annotation, biological process: amino acid transmembrane transport. The coding region runs from base 4 to 3132 and encodes 1042 amino acids. The record is from RefSeq and is a predicted model, not a curated record. NCBI's taxonomy places the organism in Eukaryota, Metazoa, Chordata, Mammalia, Rodentia, Heteromyidae. The transcript has 15 exons.